This is a messenger RNA of Pistacia vera, 1408 nucleotides long. Its product is annotated as DNA ligase 6-like. Lineage: Eukaryota; Viridiplantae; Streptophyta; Magnoliopsida; Sapindales; Anacardiaceae. The record is from RefSeq and is a predicted model, not a curated record. The transcript is spliced from 11 exons. Bases 1 to 1179 code for a protein of 392 amino acids. Gene Ontology annotation, molecular function: DNA ligase (ATP) activity; ATP binding. Gene Ontology annotation, biological process: DNA recombination; DNA biosynthetic process; lagging strand elongation.
AUGCAAGAACGUUUAGCUUCAUAUCGGAUAAAAUUGUUCAACUUGAAAUUUGUGGUAUUGUUUUUCCUGGAUUUUAUUGUUACUUCAUUGUUGGGAGUUUUAAGAUAUGAUGGUCAGCGAGCCCAAAUUCAUAAAUCACCUGAUGGCACUGUGCGCAUCUUUUCACGAAAUGGGGAUGAAACAACAGCAAGAUUUCCUGAUUUAAUUAGCAUAAUUAAGGAAUCUUGUAAACCUGCUGCAGAGUCUUUCAUACUGGAUGCAGAGGUAGUUGCUAUUGAUAGGAAGAAUGGCUGCAAGCUCAUGUCUUUCCAAGAACUAUCUUCAAGAGAGAGGGGGAGCAAAGAUUCCUUGAUCACAGUGACUAGCAUAAAGGUUGACAUUUGUGUCUUCGUGUUCGAUAUAAUGUUUGCUAAUGGAGAGCAGCUGUUGGAUUACACUCUCCGUCAGAGACGAAAAUGCUUGAAAGAUUUGUUCUGUGAUGAAAAGUUGGGUUAUUUUGAGUAUGCAAAAGAAAUGACCGUUGAAGCGGAAGAUGCUAUUUUGACCAGCGAAGUCACAUUAGCUAAGAUAAAUAAUUUUCUUGAAAUUGCACUCCACUCCUCAUGUGAAGGGAUUAUGAUUAAAUCUUUAGACAUUGAUGCUCAAUAUUCUCCAUCAAAGCGUAGUGACACAUGGUUAAAGGUGAAACGAGAUUAUGUGGAAGGAUUGAAUGACUCUCUUGAUCUGGUCCCUAUUGGUGCUUGGCAUGGCAAUGGGAGGAAAGCAGGAUGGUUCAGUCCAUUCCUCAUGGCAUGUUACAACCCUGAGACUGAGGAAUUCCAAAGUGUGUGCCGUGUUAUGUCUGGAUUCUCUGAUUCCUUUUAUGUCGAGAUGAAGGAAUUUUUUUCUGGUGAUAAGAUCUUAUCCAAAAAGCCAUCGUACUACAGAACAGGUGAGGUUGCUGAUAUGUGGUUCUCUCCGGAACUUGUUUGGGAAAUAAGAGGUGCAGAUUUUACAGUGUCACCAGUUCACCAGGCUGCUAUAGGCCUGGUUCAUCCAUCCCGUGGCAUUUCAAUCAGAUUUCCUAGAUUCAUACGCACUGUACCUGAUAGAAAUCCGGAGGAAUGUAGCACAUCUACAGAUAUAGCUGAAUUGUUUCAAUCUCAGACUCGGAAGAUGGACGUGACUGUCAAAGCCUAAAUGUUGCCUAUGAUUAUCAAACAAGCUGUUGUUAGCACAAAAAAUUUGUUGUACAGUGUAGUAAAGUUUUGGUUGUACAGGAUAAUGCAGGUUUGGUUAUGAAAUAUGCAGUGGCUUUGUAAAAUUGUAUAAUCAUAUGCAAUAUAUUCAAUGCCUAUUUUAAUAUCUGUUGAGGUAAAAUGGGUAUUAUAAUUGAAGUUUAUCAAAGUGGAAUAAGCUUUGCAGAAGA